CGCGUUCAGUCCAUUACAGUGUUACCUGUGUGGUGAAGUGCAAGCGCAUAGUUUAAUCAUGAGUAUGCCCGAUGUUGUUGAUGUUAGAAAUGAAAUCAACAAAGAGCAUUCCGUCGACGACUGUGGCAACGAUCAACUAUCAUCGCAUGACGUAAACGAUGCGAUCGGUUCGCGAAAGGGCCACGAGCCGUUCGAGCGCAUCCGGGCGCGAAUGCCCGUGGACCGAUUUGCUUCCGAGUACAAUAUGGGCCACAAACGCCGCGGCUUGGCGUUGAUUUUCAACCAUGAAAAUUUCGACGUCCCGCAGCUAAGAGCGCGCGCGGGUACGAAUGUGGACUGCGAAAAUCUGGCCGCUACCCUGAAGAGCCUAGACUUCGAGGUGUACGUGUACAAGGAUCUGAAGCUACGCGACCUCCAGAAGGAAAUCGAGCGAGUUGCCUUGAUGGACCACACCGACGCCGACUGCGUACUGGUGACGAUUCUCUCACACGGCGAGCUCGGCUAUCUGUACGCUAAGGACUGCCAGUACAAGCUUGACGUGAUUUGGUCAUACUUCACGGCAAACCACUGUCCUACUUUGGCCGGCAAGCCAAAGCUCUUCUUUAUACAGGCGUGCCAGGGCGACCAGCUGGACGGUGGCAUCGUGCUAAUGCCGAAGGAUCGCACGGAGACGGACAGUUCGGCAUCGAUGACGUUCAAGAUUCCGACGCACGCUGACUUCCUCAUCGCGUACUCGACCAUACCGGGCUUCUACUCGUGGCGCAACACCCAGAAGGGCUCGUGGUUUAUGCAGUCGCUCUGCCAGGAGCUGAACCAGCACGGUCGGAAGUACGACCUGUUGACGCUGCUCACGUUCGUGACCCAGCGCGUCGCUUACGAUUUCGAAUCCAACACGCCCGACAUUCCGCUCAUGCACCAACAGAAGCAGAUCCCUUGCACCACUACGAUGCUGACCCGUUUGUUGCGCUUUGGUGAGAAGAAACCCUUUUGAGGCGGUUGCCGAACAGAUGGCGGAUACAUUUUGAUCGCCUUGAUGAUCUAAACAUUCUACUAUUUUGCCCAUCUGCGGGGCGCUUUACUUACAAUUUCACGUUCAAUUCUUAUUUUAAAUGAUGUGCGUAUAAUUUUGCU
Anopheles nili is the source of this 1131-nucleotide messenger RNA. Its product is annotated as caspase-like. Bases 59 to 991 code for a protein of 310 amino acids. The record is from RefSeq and is a predicted model, not a curated record. The transcript has 3 exons. Gene Ontology annotation, molecular function: cysteine-type endopeptidase activity. Lineage: Eukaryota; Metazoa; Arthropoda; Insecta; Diptera; Culicidae. Gene Ontology annotation, biological process: proteolysis.